CCUGAGGCUGAGGAGGUAAAGUUUAAUGAUGCAGAUCUUGACAAAUUUAUUCAGAAACUGAAUCUCAAGCAACUUAAGCGAUUUGAGCCAUUAAAAGACAAAGAUAUAAAGAAAUUCUAUGAUUUUGCUGGGCCCGAUUUCACUUGGCCUUCUACAAGUAAUAUCAAUGAGUGCUGUGCCAUAUACGAUUAUAUCACCGAUUCUGAUCCCCGUUUUCAAGAAGGCCAAGGGGAAGAAAUUGCAAUCAACAGGCUUGCAUACUGUCGCCUUAUUGAGUCUGGAAGUCUGGAUUCAUCUAAAGGAAAUUAUGUUCAUAUUGAACAUGAAAAAUUAGUGGGUUAUGGGACCAAGUUAUCAGUAAAGAAAUAUAAAGAGUUAAUAAACAAAAAUUCUGGUAUGUUAUACUCUCCGAUUGAGCAAGAGGUGGUUAAAAUAAGAUUCUCCUCCACUGCAAAUGUUAAUUUAAAGGAAUGGCAAAAGAAAAUUGAUCAUUCAGGGGCAACAGUAACUAUUAUACCAUAUUUUAUAAGAAUGAAGAUGAAAUACGAUUAUGGUUGGAAUACAACCCCAUCCAGCUUAAAUGGUUUUGGUUCAGAUUUGGAUGUUUUAAGAAUUCCCAACAACACCAUUGAUUGUGGUUUAGUAGGAUUUGAUGUAUUAAAUGCCGUACGCUAA
Funneliformis geosporum is the source of this 675-nucleotide messenger RNA. The record is from the annotation of a GenBank genome assembly. NCBI's taxonomy places the organism in Eukaryota, Fungi, Glomeromycota, Glomeromycetes, Glomerales, Glomeraceae.